AUGCGAGGAUGUAGAGAUGCAAGCCAACCAGCUCCAGCAAUGGCCGGCGCUCAGAGCAAGGACCGAUAUGCUAGGAAGCUGCUGCUUCUCUUGCUGUGCGGCGGCUACUAUUCUGUCGUUGCUCGUGCAGCCGAUGAUGCACGUAGCUAUAAGGUUCUCGCCGUCGGCUCACUCAAGGCUGAAGUCGUCUGCUCAGUAACUCCAGCGCCGUCCAGUGGAGCUACGGUGCCGCUAAACCACCGGCAUGGCCCGUGCUCGCCGGCGCCAUCCGCAAAGGUGCCAACCAUCCUGGAGCUGCUCCAGCAUGACCAACUCCGAGCCAAGUACAUCCAACGGAGGUGGUCUGGGAAGAAGGGCACCGACGACCUCCAGCCGUUGGACCUCACCCUGCCGACUACCCUGGGAACUGCCCUGGACACGCUGGAGUAUGUUAUCACCAUCGGCAUCGGCUCCCCGGCGGUGACCCAGACCAUGAUGAUCGACACCGGCAGCGACGUGUCAUGGGUGCGCUGCAACUCCACGGACGGGACGACGCUCUUCGAUCCCAGCAAGUCGACCACGUACGCCCCGUUCUCUUGCAGCUCCGCGGCGUGCACACAGCUUGGAAACAAUGGCAACAACUGCUCAAACUCGCAGUGCCAGUACAUGGUCCAGUACGGCGACGGCUCCAACACCACCGGCACGUACGGCUCCGACACGCUGGCGCUAAGCGCCUCGGACACGGUCAAGGGUUUCCAGUUCGGUUGCAGUCACCACGAGGAGGGCUUCAACCGCGAAAAAUUCGACGGGCUCAUGGGGCUCGGCGGCGACGCGCAGUCGCUCGUGUCGCAGACGGCGGCGACGUACGGCAAGUCCUUCUCGUACUGCCUCCCGCCGACCAACCGCACAUCCGGGUUUCUCACCUUCGGCGCGCCGAACGUGACGUCCGCCUUCGUGACGACGCCGAUGCUCAGAUGGCCACGGGUGCCGACGUUCUACGGCGUGCUUCUCCAGGACAUAUCCGUGGGCGGAACUCUGCUCGGAAUACAGCCCACCGUCCUCUCCAACGGAUCGGUGAUGGACUCUGGUACUAUCCUCACGCGGCUACCACGGAGGGCCUACUCGGCGCUCUCGUCGGCGUUCAGAUCCGGCAUGACCCGGUACCCGCGGGCGGCCCCCGUCGGCAUCCUGGACACCUGCUACGACUUCACCGGGCUAAGAAACUUCUCUGUCCCGACCGUCGAGCUGGUGUUCGACGGCGGCGCGGUCAUGGACCUCGAUUAUGACGGGAUCAUGAUCUCAGACUGCCUCGCGUUCGCUGCCACCAGCGGCGUUAGCAUCAUCGGCAACGUGCAGCAACGGACGUUCGAAGUGCUGCACGACGUCGGCCAGGGCGUUUUUGGCUUCCGGUCAGGCGCGUGCUCAUAG
Molecule: messenger RNA, 1407 nt
Organism: Triticum turgidum subsp. durum (durum wheat)
Lineage: Eukaryota; Viridiplantae; Streptophyta; Magnoliopsida; Poales; Poaceae
Source: the annotation of a GenBank genome assembly